GAAAGGGUGAGGAAGCGAAAGAAAAGCAGACUUAUGAGGAGCGCGAGUAAAGGAAGGAGAGACCGAGAGACUGGGUGGGGACAAGCUGGUUUACUGCGGUUGUCAGGGCAGCCGCAAACGUCUGGGGUCCUGGGUCAAAGCCGAGAUAAAGUAACGUUAUUUUCUCCUCUUGUGCGCCCUCUCUUCCAUGGCAUUUCUGGAGCGUUCCCCUUGCUUUUCGAGGAGUACAGAGAGCUUCGCCUUGGCUUCACGCCGGAUGGGGCUGUACCUUCUAAGGGCCAAGUUUGGGGCUAAGUACUGGCAGGGGCUACAGGCGUCCCGGAAGUGCAGAGGAAAGAGAGAGGGAUGGUGUUGGAAAACGAACGGGAUUCAUUAGAGGAAUUGGAUUUUUCUUAAGAGUACCUGCAACGGAAAGGCAGUGGGUUUGAACUGUAACGACUGAGUUCUCUGAGGGAGAGGGAAUGAAGAGCGCUGGAAUACUAUUGAAGUCACUUGAAGAUGUUAUAGAAGGAAAGACAAUUCACUCUGGAGUAACCGAGCUACCAUGUUGUAGAAAUCCUCAGUCAACCCUGUGGAAAAGCUGACAUGCAAAUGUCAGAAUUUUGAACGUCAUGGGAUUUUGUUGAAGAAGUUUUAAAUGUCAUAAGAAACCUCCUUCACCUUCCCUGGAAUUCGGUGCUCUUUGUAAGACCAUGAAAAAGGUCACUUCCCCUUUGCUUGACAACACGAGAUGAAGACAGGGAAAGUUGUAAUGUUAUGCUCACCUGCUGGUGUGAGAGGCACAACCCAGUCCUGCAGUAUUUCAGAAUCUGCCUUCACUCCAUUCAAGCUGGAAGUUUUGAGCCUUUAAAGGAACCAGGAGUAUGCAGUGACCACCAUGGAAAGCCAUGUGGAGCAGUGGGGUAGGGUCAAGAACUGAACGAGAUGACCUGAACCAUUUGCUUCAUUACUCAGGUCUUCACAUUUUCUCAUUUGUAAAAUGGAAAUAAAACCUAUUGUAUCUACCUCAUUGGGUUGAUAUGAUAAUAGAAUCAGUUAAUGUUUUUAAAAACUUAAACUUUAUAUAAUUAUCAGUUUUUAACAUGAAGUAAAUGUAAGCUAAGUUUUUAAUUCUUGGUUAAUAUUUGCCUCUACACCAGUGUUUCAAGUCACUGAAGCUAUAGGAAUCUAUUAAAAUCAGUGCUAGCAGUGGGAGUAAUUAGUUUUUUCCAGUUAGUUUUUGAAUAUGAAUCAGCACCACCAUCCAUGGAAGGGAAAAUGACACUAUGUAACCUGUCAGACUUAGAGCACAGCAGGCAGUGCUGGAUAGGACCAGAAUGCUCCCCACCCCUUCCAGCCUCAAGACCUGCCUACCUGCACACAAAAGAUACUGAAAAUGUGUGUGCUGCCCAAUUCCUCCAUUCUAUACCUCAGGAUUGGCUAGGACUGCAACUAAAAUACUGUUUACCUAUAAUCGAGUUGAUAAGCUACAAUGUAAAUGUACGCAAGCUCCUGUUCUUGGCUUAUGGUAUGAAGAAUUUGCUCUCUUAUUUCCUCCUAAACAAUUUCAUGCAUGAUCCAGAACUCACUGUCUCUGGUCAGAAGAAAAGGUCUUUAAAGAAGAAAAAACCUCAGAUGGGUCUGCUGAGUUCUAAGAACCCCAAAAUGAAGCAAGCCCAUGUUCUUCUUCUGGGACUUGACUCAGCAGGGAAGUCUACUCUCCUUUACAAACUAAAGCUUGCUAAGGACAUUACAACCAUGCCAACAAUAGGUUUCAACGUGGAGAUGAUCGAGUUGGAAAGCAGCCUUUUGCUCACAGUCUGGGAUGUUGGGGGACAGGAAAAAAUGAGAACUGUUUGGAGCUAUUACUGUGAGAACGCUGAUGGGCUGGUGUACGUUGUGGACAGUACAGAUCAACAGCGACUCGAAGACUCCCGGAAAGAGUUUGAGCGAAUUUUGAAGAAUGAACACAUUAAAAAUGUGCCUGUUGUCCUAUUAGCCAACAAACAAGACGUGCCUGGAGCCCUGACUGCGGAGGACAUUACCAGAAUGUUCAAAGUGAAGAAGCUCUGCAGUGACCGGAACUGGUAUGUGCAACCCUGCUGUGCCCUCACAGGCGACGGGCUGACAGAAGGAUUCAGGAAAUUAACUGGAUUCGUGAAAAGUCACAUAAAAUCACGAGGAGACACUUUAGCAUUCUUCAAACAGAAAUGAGACAGUGGAAAGGUUGAAGACUGAAAAGAAACAUUGUUAAAGUUGAAACGGUAAUUCUUUAUUUUUCAUGUCAAGUGAGAAAAGCGCGUUACUAAGUUGGCCAAUGUUUCCUGAGAUGUUUUUUUCACGUAAAUUCAGUUAAAUAACUCUAGAAAAUAGUUAUUUUUAGCAAGAAACUUUAGCAAACUAUAUGGUAAUGAUCACUGAAAAUGAAUUUGUAUUUUGCAAAUUUUUAACAUGUUGGAUGAUUCAGAAUAAUCAUUCUUGAAUUCAGAUGAAUUAUGAUUUUAUUAAUUUUAUAUGACUUCUAGAACAAAGCUUAAAUAACUUGACUGCUAAUCAAGUCAAUUUUUUCAGGCAUUGAAUUUCCACCCUGAGAUAGCUGAAUGGUAUGAACAAUGAACUUUGUUGUGGAGAGGAAAAAGUUGGAUAUUAAUAUUUUGUAUAUCCUAUUCCCU
Molecule: messenger RNA, 2651 nt
Organism: Sciurus carolinensis (gray squirrel)
Lineage: Eukaryota; Metazoa; Chordata; Mammalia; Rodentia; Sciuridae
Gene: Arl14
Product: ADP ribosylation factor like GTPase 14
Exons: 6
Coding region: 1246-2193 (315 amino acids)
Biological process (GO): vesicle-mediated transport; intracellular protein transport
Cellular component (GO): cytoplasm
Molecular function (GO): GTP binding; GTPase activity
Source: RefSeq, a predicted model, not a curated record